This is a messenger RNA of Ananas comosus (pineapple), 1748 nucleotides long. Its product is annotated as solanesyl-diphosphate synthase 1, mitochondrial-like. NCBI's taxonomy places the organism in Eukaryota, Viridiplantae, Streptophyta, Magnoliopsida, Poales, Bromeliaceae. The transcript has 12 exons. Bases 122 to 1390 code for a protein of 422 amino acids. Gene Ontology annotation, biological process: ubiquinone biosynthetic process; isoprenoid biosynthetic process. Gene Ontology annotation, molecular function: prenyltransferase activity. Gene Ontology annotation, cellular component: transferase complex. The record is from RefSeq and is a predicted model, not a curated record.
CUUUGACCCACCCCGACACACCGGCCUCCCCCCCUCCCCCCCCAACAAAAAAUCCAAUUUUUGAGGUUUCGCCUCCUCGAUCGAUCGCGCGACCCGGGUUUUUGAUCUCCUGCGAUCGAGAAUGUAUUGGAGAUGGGCGCUGUCGAGGGGGUUGAGCUCCGCCGCGGCGCGGUUCCACGGCCACGGGCGUUUUACGCAGAGAUUCUCCCAUGCGGCCCCCUGUGGGGGUUGCUUGGGGAGGAGCCCGUGGGAGACACGGUCGAAGGUAUUGGGUUGUACAGAAACUUAUUCUUUGGGAUUGCGUGGGUUGCAUGACAUAAGGUACCAGAUUCACCAGGACAGCAGUUCGAGAGCCGAGGAACCACUAGAUCCCUUUUCCUUAGUUGCUGAUGAACUGUCACUUCUUGCUAAUAGACUGCGUUCGAUGGUGGUCGCUGAGGUUCCCAAGCUGGCAUCAGCUGCUGAAUACUUUUUUAAAAUGGGAGCUGAGGGAAAAAGAUUCCGCCCUACCGUUUUAUUGCUGAUGGCGUCGGCCUUAAAUAUGCCCAUAUCACAAUCAGCUGCAGAUGGAGUGUUUAAUACCUUGUCAAACGAGUUGCGUACUCGGCAGCAGUGUAUUGCAGAAAUUACUGAAAUGAUUCAUGUGGCUAGUCUUCUUCAUGAUGAUGUAUUGGAUGAUGCUGACACUAGGCGCGGGAUUGGUUCAUUGAACUUUAUUAUGGGUAACAAGCUUGCUGUGCUGGCUGGUGAUUUUCUACUUUCUAGGGCUUGUGUUGCCCUUGCAUCCCUUAAGAAUACAGAGGUUGUAUCUCUACUGGCAACUGUUGUAGAACAUCUAGUUACUGGUGAAACAAUGCAGAUGACAACUACAUCUGAGCAACGUCGUAGCAUGGAGUAUUACUUGCAGAAGACAUACUACAAGACAGCUUCGCUGAUUUCAAAUAGUUGCAAAGCUAUUGCUCUUCUUGCAGGACAAACUGCAGAAGUUUCAAUACUUGCUUAUGAAUAUGGGCGAAACCUGGGUCUUGCAUUUCAGUUGAUUGAUGAUGUUCUAGAUUUCACGGGCACAUCGGCUUCACUUGGGAAAGGCUCCUUGUCCGACAUUCGCCAUGGUAUUGUAACAGCUCCACUACUAUUUGCAAUCGAGGAGUUUCCUCAGUUGAGUGAAGUCGUUGAUCGGGGUUUCGACAAUCCAGCAGAUGUGGACAUUGCCCUCGAAUACCUACAAAAGAGCCGUGGAAUUGAAAGGACAAGAGAACUCGCGGCAGAGCACGCCAACCGGGCGGUCGAAGCGAUCGAAGCUUUUCCCGAAAGUGACGAUGAGGAUGUCAUCAUCUCGAGGCGUGCCCUUGUUGAUCUGACCAACAGGGUUAUCACAAGAACAAAGUAGAAGGAUAUUCCACCUUGGCGAACAAACUGGCACUCGAGAACCAUGCUAUAUAUGAUUUAUCAUGUUACAAGUCACGCGAUUUUGUGAAUGCAUUCUUUUAGAUCAUAGUCACAAUUUUUUUAUGGGUUAUUUCACAGGAUUUGCGGAUCCGGGUAAGGACCCGGAUUUUUUUUAAAAAAAAUUAUUUAAUUCAGUCACAAGGCUUGAAUAACCAUGUUAAACUGUUCUGUAGUUCAGCUGUGUAUGCUUCUACAUGUAGGCCAAAUAUGCUGUAUUAGUUUUCCAGUUUGCUGCGAAAAUUGUACUAAAUUAUGAAUCAUUACUUUUUUUUUCUUUUUUGGCCAUUUCAGUGACAAUC